AUGUUAAGACUAUCUUUGUCAAUCAUUGUGCUUGUGUGCAUCAUUGGACACCAUGUUAGCAACUCAACACCCUUGGAUGACUAUGUCAAUGCACCAGAUCCCACCUACAAAUGGACACUCAACAAUACAUUCAGUACUGAUCUCUACACUGCUCAUGUUUUGGAAUUGACAUCACAAACAUGGAUGACAUUGAAUGAAUCAAACAGACCUGUUUGGAAACAUUGGUUGACAAUCUGUCUACCAAACACCAUUAAGUCUCAAACAGCAUUCCUUUACAUUGAUGGAGGUAGCAACAAUAACUGGUCUCCACCAAACUCUGUUGAUAGUCUUGUCCGACUUGCUUGUGAGACAUCUGAUACGAUCACAGUCGGUCUCACUCAAAUUCCAAACCAACCAAUCAUGUUUAACAAUGAUGGUCACGAGAGGAGUGAGGACAACUUGAUUGCAUACACUUGGAGACAUUUCAUAAACUACACCAACGAUCCAAUCUGGUUGGCAAGACUUCCAAUGACCAAGGCCGUCGUCAAGGCCAUGGACGCAGUCCAGGAGUUUGGAAAGACCAUCCCAUACGUCGUCGACAACUUUGUCGUUGCCGGUGCAUCAAAGAGAGGCUGGACCACAUGGACCACUGCCGCCGUCGACACUAGAGUGGCUGUUGCUGUGCCAAUCGUGAUGCCAAUCCUCAAUCUUACGGCCAACAUGGGCCAUCAGUGGCAGGCAUAUGGAAACUGGAGCUUCGCCCUUGAGGACUACUUGAACGAAGAUAUCAUGGCAUACCUCAACUCGCCACAGAUGCAGGACUUGGCCGAUAUUGUCGACCCAAUGACCUACAUUGAUCGUUUGACCAUGCCCAAGUAUGUGAUCUGCUCAACUGGCGACGAGUUCUUCCUUCCAGACUCGCCAUCCUUCUUCUUCUCCAAGUUGCUGGGUGAAAAGCAUCUUCGUCUCGUUCCCAAUGCCGAGCACUCCUUGCUAGGCCAUCAAGACGACAUUGUGAUGGGAGUUGUGACAAUGAUGAGGAUGUUCAUCAAGAACGAGCCCCGUCCCGAGUUCAACUAUGCCAUCGUCUACAACGCCAAUGGCACUGCCACCAUCACCAUGACCGUCACACCAGGCACACCAGUGCCCUACAAGGUCAAGGCAUGGCACGCCUCCACCGAGUCCAAGACUCGUCGUGACUUCCGUCUACUCACCUGCAUUCCAGGCCCACCCACAUGUGUCCAGCCCAUCUUCUGGCUUGAGCAGGAGGUGCCCAACAUCAACAACGUCUACACCUACACUAUGGGACCACCAUCACAUGGAUGGCGUGGAUUCUUCCUCGAGGCCUCAUACCUCGAAGAUCCCUUGCAGCAGGAGUACAUCAUGAAGUACACCAGUGAGGUGGCCAUCGUCCCCAAUGUUCUUCCCUUCCCUCCAUGUGGUGAUAACUGUCAACCAUACAAAGAGUAG
This is a messenger RNA of Acytostelium subglobosum LB1, 1449 nucleotides long. RefSeq lists its product as hypothetical. Lineage: Eukaryota; Evosea; Eumycetozoa; Acytosteliales; Acytosteliaceae. The record is from RefSeq and is a predicted model, not a curated record. The transcript has 4 exons. Bases 1 to 1449 code for a protein of 482 amino acids.